Messenger RNA from Aspergillus mulundensis, 1356 nucleotides. RefSeq lists its product as uncharacterized. The record is from RefSeq and is a predicted model, not a curated record. Lineage: Eukaryota; Fungi; Ascomycota; Eurotiomycetes; Eurotiales; Aspergillaceae. The transcript has 4 exons. Bases 1 to 1356 code for a protein of 451 amino acids.
AUGCCAACUCCUGCUCAAGCGACGCUUGUGUCAAAUCUGUACGAAGACCGCGGUCCGCUAGUUCGCAUCCACUUUAUCCUGAUGAUGGCUGCUCCGGUAGUGGCCACGGCCUUGCGAUUCUGGUCGCGCGCUCUCAUGCCUGAUGCCGGACCGGGGAGAAGAAAGAUCGGACGAUUCUGGUGGGACGACUGGACAGUGCUCCUGGCUACACUCUUCAACAUCGCUGUCUGCACCCUCGCCAUCCAGAUGGUUGGUGUCGGACUAGGCCGUCACGCUGUUUUGUUGCCGCAAGAAAAUCUCGCGUUAUUCCACAUAUUUCUUUGGGCCGCCUAUAUCGUUUUCAUAAUAGGUGCAACAAUAGCGAAGGCUUCAGCCUUGCUAUUCUACGCCAGGGUAUUCACCCAGACACACUCGCGCCUCCGCUAUUGCCUCUGGACACUCCACGCACUCAACGUGGCUUGGCUCUUGGGCACCCUCUUCGCGGUGGUAUUUAUGUGCCUCCCGGUUUCUAAAGUGUGGCAUCGCGAUAUACCAGGUCAUUGUCGAAGUCCGAGCGCCAUCUGGCUGGGUAGCGGAAUAUCCGGCGUGUUUAUCGAUGUGCUUAUCCUGGUGCUGCCCAUACCCAUUGUCUGGGGACUGCAGAUGAAGCCUUGUCGCAAGUUUCUUGCUGUGCUAGUCAUCAUUCUUGGGCAUCUGGUGGUGGUUGUUUCAAUCGGUCGUUUGGCGUCAGUUGCCGAAACGGCGGAGAACCUCGCAUUGGACCCUACCUACAAAUCCGUCACACCGAUCUUCUGGCAUGGCUCCGAGAUCCCGAUCGCCGUCAUCAACGUCAGCCUUCCCAGCAUAUUCCUCCUAGUCCGUCGAGCAUUCGCCCACGGAGUACCGUCGGUAUUUACUGUCAAGCAUUUCCCUUCUUCGGCGCGGGUGAAUGACAGCCAACUCGAACGCGCCGAUCUGCGGCCAUCCGGAUCAGGAAGUUCAAUACAGCUUAUGACCGCCCGACCGAUCUAUACACAUAAACUGACAAAGUCCUUGACCUCGCACAGCGGAUUCACCGAGUCGAUCACAGCUUUACCACAGAUUCCAGAAGAGUCGGUGGGGCAGCAGACUCCGGCACUUACGCCAGAGCAUGGUUCAACUACCUCAAUAUCGUCCACCUUGCCCCAUAUUCCCGAAGAGCCACCCCAGCUUACGCUUGGAUAUCCAUCUACUAGUUCUAUCUCAUCAGCGCCGCCGCAACUCGAAGAGACACAAGGACGGCGGACGCCUCAGCUUACCCUGGAGGUUGGCUCGCCGAGUCCGAUUCCAUGGGGCCGGGCCACUGAAGCUAGACUUUCGGAGCUGAGUAAUGUAUAA